This is a messenger RNA of Dromiciops gliroides (monito del monte), 1041 nucleotides long. It is a transcript of the gene STMN1, whose product is annotated as stathmin 1. Gene Ontology annotation, molecular function: tubulin binding. The transcript is spliced from 5 exons. Bases 149 to 598 code for a protein of 149 amino acids. Gene Ontology annotation, biological process: regulation of microtubule polymerization or depolymerization; microtubule depolymerization; neuron projection development. The record is from RefSeq and is a predicted model, not a curated record. NCBI's taxonomy places the organism in Eukaryota, Metazoa, Chordata, Mammalia, Microbiotheria, Microbiotheriidae. Gene Ontology annotation, cellular component: cytoplasm; neuron projection.
GGCGGUCACGUGCCGCUGUUUGGCGCUUUUGUGCGCGCCCCGGUCUGUUGGUGCUCGGAGUGUGGCCGGGCGGCUCGGACCGAGCAGGGUUUUCUCCACGGUGUGGAUUGUCUAGAGUACACUGCCAGUCUCUUGUCUUCUAUUCACCAUGGCUUCUUCUGAUAUCCAGGUGAAAGAACUAGAGAAGCGUGCCUCAGGGCAGGCAUUUGAGCUGAUACUUAGUCCUCGUUCAAAAGAAGCAGUCCCAGAAUUCCCCCUUUCCCCUCCAAAGAAGAAAGAUCUUUCCCUGGAAGAAAUUCAGAAGAAACUAGAAGCUGCAGAAGAAAGACGCAAGUCUCAUGAAGCUGAAGUCUUGAAGCAGCUAGCUGAAAAGCGGGAGCAUGAGAAGGAGGUGCUUCAGAAAGCAAUUGAAGAAAACAACAACUUCAGUAAAAUGGCGGAAGAAAAACUGACCCACAAAAUGGAAGCUAACAAAGAGAACCGGGAGGCACAAAUGGCUGCUAAGCUGGAGCGCUUGAGGGAGAAGGAUAAGCACAUGGAGGAGGUGCGGAAGAACAGAGAGUCCAAAGACCCUGCUGAUGAAAAUGGAGCUGACUAGCUGGCUGAGAGCUGGCUCCUCCCCCUCCCGAGCAUCCAAAGACUGAACUGGCCAGUGUCGCUUUUAUUUUAUUCCUCCUGACAAAUAUUCUAGAAACUGAUGUAGAGCUGCAUAGGUAGAUCUGAACCGUACACAUGUUGUUUGGGGGGCAGAGGGGGAGAAACUGCAAGUGUUUUGCUCUUUUCUAAAGUGUUGAAGUCUUUCUAACGUAGCUAUUUUUCUUGUUGCAUCUUUUCUAUUCCAGUAUGCUCGGUGCUGGGUUAAUGGCUAGUACUGUAUUGGCUCUGUGAAAACAUGUUUGUGAAAGGAAUCUGUAGUAUGCUUCUUUCCAACUGUUAGAUGCUGAAUAUAUCUGUCUGUUCACUUUUGAAACCCGACCUUUGUCCCGGUCUUUCCAGAUACUACUGUACUUGAAUGGUUAAUAAAACUGCACAGUGCUGUUA